AUGCUUAGACGACGUGUUUCUGCUCAUGUUUCAACUUCAUCUACAUCAGAUUCAUCAUCAGAUAGUGAAACGAUGGGACCUUUAACUAAUGGUGAUCUUAAUUCUCGACCUGAACGAACUGCACGUUUGGCUAAAAGUACUGCACUAAAACGAAUGAGAUGUUUACCAACAAAUUUAGAUUUACUUGGUGUUUAUACAAGUUCAAAAAAACCAAGUACAAGAACAUCAUCAAAUGGUGCCGGUAGUGGCAUUGGUGCAUUAAAUCUUGAUUUAAAUAGUAAAAGUCGACGUGCGAAUAAUAAUGCUGCAUCAUUAGCUGAUGCUGAAUCUAUUGAAAUUGAUCGAACAAUUACUUUUGAUGACAUUGGUGGUCUUGAUCCAAUAAUUUGUUCAUUAAAGGAAAUGAUCGUUCUUCCAUUAGUUUAUCCAGAAUUAUUUCAUCAUUAUAAAAUAAAACCACCACGUGGUGUCCUUUUUUAUGGUCCGCCAGGUACUGGUAAAACAUUAGUUGCUCGUGCACUUGUUAAUGAAUGUUCAUCACCUGAUCGUCGUAUAGCAUUUUUUAUGCGUAAAGGUGCUGAUUGUUUAUGUAAAUAUGUUGGUGAAAGUGAGCGACAAUUACGUGUUUUAUUUGAACAAGCGUAUCAACAACGACCAUCAAUAAUUUUUUUUGAUGAAAUUGAUGGUUUAGCACCAGUACGUUCAGCACGACAAGAUCAAAUACAUGCAUCAAUUGUAUCAACAUUACUUGCACUUAUGGAUGGUCUUGAUAAUCGUGGUGAAGUUGUUGUUAUUGGAGCAACAAAUCGUUUAGAUGCUAUUGAUCCAGCAUUAAGACGACCAGGAAGAUUUGAUAGAGAAUUUCGUUUUUCUUUACCAACACUUGAAGCAAGAAAACAAAUUUUAAGAAUUCAUAUGAAAGAAUGGGAAUCAAAACCACAUGCUGGUUUUAUUGAUGAAAUGGCUAUUCGAACUGCAAGUUUUUGUGGUGCUGAUUUAAAAAGUUUAUGUCAAGAAGCAUUUUUAUCAGCUUUACGUCGACGUUAUCCACAAAUAUAUGAUUCACGACAAAAAUAUAAAAUUGAUCCACGUUCAUUAUAUUUAUCACGUGGUGAUUUUUAUACAGCAUUACAUCGUAUUGUACCAGCAUGCCAUCGUUCAUGUCAGCAUCCUGUUGGUCGUCCAUUAGAUAUACAUUUAAUACCAUUAUUAAGUGAACAACUUGAUAAAUGUUUAAAUCAAUUAAAUGAAUUAUUUUUUAAACGUACAAUUCUAAAUAAAAAUUCUAAAUUAAUACCAUUUGAAAGUAUAAGUGAUGACUUAACAUCAACAACAACAUUAAUACAAAAAGCUUCAACAUUUGGUUUAACAACAUCAUUUGCAUCAAGUUCACAUAGAAGUGCAACAUUUACAAUGAAAAGUACACCUGAUAAUGGUUUAUGUCGAUUUUUUGCACCUGCUGUUGUACAACAACUUGAUUGCGCUUUUUUUGUAUUUGAGCUUGGCUAUCUUCAUGGUCAAACAUCACGUACACCAGAAGAAGCUUGUGCACAGUUAUUUACUGAAGCACGUCGAAGUGCUCCAGCUAUUAUUUAUAUACCAGAUAUCGACAAUCUUUGGCCAAAAUUAUCUGAAUCUGUACAAUAUAUGUUUGUAUCUAAUGUUCGAACAUUACCACCAAAUUUGCCAGUACUUAUUUUAAUUGCACUUGAAACAGAUUCAUUUGAUGAUAUUCAUUCAGAUAUAAGUCAGAUUAUUUCUCCAAAAUCAACCUUUACACUAGAAGUACCAGAUUCUCAAGAUCGUUAUGCUUUUUUUGCUCCAUUAUUCAAUGAAGAGAUGUUUUCAGCUUUAACUUCAACAGAACCCAUCACAGAACCAGUUCGAGAAAUAUUGGAACUUGCUGAACCAGUACCAAUGUCUCUUGAGCGUAGUCAAUUAGAAUUAGAACGUUUACAACAACGUGAAGAAGCAACAAUGACUGAACUUCGAGUAUUUCUUCGUGAUAUGUUAAAAGUCUUAUUACGUGAUAAACGUUUUACGUAUUUUACACGUCCAAUUGAUGUUGAAGAUGUACCUGAUUAUUAUGAUGUUAUUGAGAAUCCAAUGACAUUUUCAAUGAUGCUUGAAAAAGUUGAUAAACAUGGUUAUUCAUCUGUUAAACAGUUUAUACAAGAUAUUGAUUUAAUUGUUUCAAAUGCUUUACUUUAUAAUCCAGAUCAUACAACACAAGGACAAUUAAUUCGUCAUAGAGCUUGUGAAUUACGUGACGUUUGUCAAUUUCAUAUUAAUGCCGAACUUGAUAUGGAAUUUGAACUAUUAUGUCAACAAGUUUCUGAAGCACGAAAACAACGAGGUGAUGAUCCAAGCGCAUCAUUACCGAAUUAUGUGUAUACUGAACAAACACCAGCAAAUGAUAAUAUCCAUCAAGAGAAUGAAAAUGCUUCACAAAAUGAUGCAGAACAUCCCAUGGAUGUAUCAAUUAAAAAUUUACAUAAUAUAAAUGAUCAAUCCGAUGUCCAAUUAGAUACAUCAUCAAUAUCAACAAGAAAUUCAACUAAAAGACAUAAAAGUAAUGUUAGUCAACGUUCAACAAUGACAAGAAAACAAGCAAAAGAAAAAGAAUUAGUCAAUGGACAUAAUGAAGAAACUGUUCUUUCAGCUGAAGAUGCUGCAUCAACAACAGUUACAACUGAAGUAUCAACAAAACCACCAACACCAACAAAUAAUACAACUGAAUCAAUUGCUACAACAACAAAUCAAUCAUCAUCUUCAUCCUCACCAUCAUUAGAACUAUCAAAUAAAAAACGAACUAAACGAACAGUAUCUUCAACUUCAUUAUCACCAUGUAAAUUAACAUCUGUUGAUGAUACAUCAACAGAAAUAAAAGCAAAACGACAACGGGUUGAAGAAACUAUUAAAACUAUUGAAUCAACAUCAAUAAAUAUUGAACAAAAUGAAAUUCCAUUGAAAACAAUUGAUACAGAACGUCUUGUAGCAAAUUUAACUUAUCUUGUUGAACAUACAAAUAAUUUUGGUGUAGAAAAAUUAAGUAUAAUUUGGUUUGAAUUAUUCGAUAUAAUCGAAUCAUGUCGAUCACUUACAUCAGAUGAAUUAAUCUUUGAAACACUUGAAAAAAAUCUUCGUUCAAUUGUUUAA
Molecule: messenger RNA, 3159 nt
Organism: Rotaria sp. Silwood2
Lineage: Eukaryota; Metazoa; Rotifera; Eurotatoria; Philodinida; Philodinidae
Source: the annotation of a GenBank genome assembly